AGCUGAGAAUGGAAGGCGCUCUCUCUGUUAAAGCUACAGCUGCCUCUAACGCCACCUCCACGGCCACCAGCUAGAGCUUCCCACCAGCCCAGCCGGCAGUGCCACCGUCGCCUUGAGCCCUCGCCUUUGGCGUCUAGUUCCCGCACGCUUUCGGGCCCAGGACAGCUUCCACCAUGGCCACCUUGGCUAGUUCUCACUUGAACAAAAGCAUCAAGCAGCAGUACUUGAACCUGCCUCAAGGCAACAAAGUCCAGGCUAUGUAUAUCUGGAUUGAUGGCACUGAUGAGGGUCUGCGCUGUAAAACCCGAACCUUAGACUAUGAACCCAAGAGCAUUGAUGAUCUACCUGAAUGGAAUUUUGAUGGCUCCAGCACUUUUCAGUCUGAAGGCUCUAACAGUGACAUGUACCUCAUUCCUGCUGCUCUGUUCCGAGACCCCUUCCGAAAGGAUCCCAACAAACUGGUUCUCUGUGAAGUUUUCAAGUAUAAUCGAAAACCUGCAGAGACCAAUUUGAGGCAUACCUGUAAACGGAUAAUGGAUAUGGUCUCCAACCACAAACCCUGGUUUGGUAUGGAGCAAGAGUAUACUCUCAUGGGAACAGAUGGACACCCUUUUGGUUGGCCUUCUAAUGGCUUCCCUGGGCCCCAGGGUCCAUAUUAUUGUGGUGUGGGAGCUGACAAAGCCUAUGGAAGAGAUAUAGCAGAAGCUCAUUACCGUGCUUGCCUGUAUGCUGGAGUCAAAAUUGGGGGGACAAAUGCUGAAGUGAUGCCAGCUCAGUGGGAGUUCCAGAUAGGACCUUGUGAAGGGAUUGAAAUGGGAGAUCACCUCUGGGUCGCUCGCUUCAUCCUCCAUCGAGUGUGUGAAGAUUUUGGAAUGAUUGUAUCAUUUGAUCCCAAGCCAAUCCCUGGGAACUGGAAUGGAGCUGGUUGCCACACUAACUUCAGUACCAAGGCCAUGAGAGAGGAGAAUGGUCUAAAGCAUAUUGAAGAAGCAAUCGAGAGACUCAGCAAGAGACACCAAUAUCACAUCCGAGCCUACAAUCCCAAAGGGGGUCUGGACAAUGCCCGACGCCUGACGGGUUUCAACGAGACCUCCAAUAUCAAUGAGUUCUCUGCUGGUGUGGCCAACCGUGGUGCCAGCAUCCGCAUUCCCAGGACGGUUGGGCAAGAGAAGAAGGGCUACUUUGAAGAUCGCCGCCCCUCUGCCAACUGUGACCCUUACGCAGUUUCAGAGGCGCUUAUUCGUACCUGUCUCCUCAAUGAGACAGGAGAUGAACCCUUUCAGUACAAAAACUAAGUGGACUAGACCUACAGAUACCUUCUGUAUCCCCCACCCCAUAACCCUUUUCUCAUGCCCUUUUCCACCUCACCUGUCUCCUCUUCCACGUUUCCCUACUAGAUGUAACUCAGGGCACAAAAUACCACGUUUUUUUGUGCCCACAGAUAACUCCUUGCUUUUCUUUUGUGGGGGAAAGGGAGUAGGGUUGGGUGAUUGUUUUUAAUCUUUUCCCAUCAUUGAGGACUUUUUGAAGACUGAGAAAAUAGUAUGUUAGUGGGGAAAAGGGGUUGGGGAACAUAACCACUGCUUCCAUCUAAUCAAGUUUGUACAUCUGACAGAGACUUAUGGCUUCCAGGGAAAAAAUAAAAGAAUAAAUAUUUGAGAGAGGCCAGUUGGGGGUUGGGGGGGAGUGGAAAAUGGGUAGAGGGAGGAAUUUACUUUUUUUUUUUUUGGUGGAAUGGAGAGGAGUAUUAAAUUCAUACAUGAGACUGUAUAACCUCCUUUUCUUUAAAGAUAAGAAUUAGUAAGGGGUGGUUGCCUCAGCUUAGGUAGGCAGGAAAACGAGCCCUUUGUCUUUUAGCUGUAUGGGCAUCUUUAUAUUUUCCCUGGUCUUAGAGGGGGAAACCCUUGGCCAGAAGAUAGUCAGUAGGCUGUGUGAACCAAUGGGGAUUGCUCAACUUUAGAAAAAGAGAAAAGGAACCUUCUUGCCAUUCAUCCAUCCUCCUUUCACCCAAAGCAGAGUAGUAUUUUUAUAUUUAAAUUUAAAAACAAAAAAAACUAUAUGGGGUGUUUGUAUGCUGGGGAGGGGGUUAUAUAGAAUAGGAUUAAAGACUGGCCCUUAAGGAAAGGCAGUGGUAGGUGGGAAGGUGGGAAAGGGGUGGUCAGAAGCAAGCAGUGCUAGAAGGAAUUUGGGCAAAAAAAGCCAGCUUUGGUGACUGGCCAUCUUUUCAGUUUGUGGUUGAAUUUCUUGACCACCUUCUUUCCCAUCCAUGUACAAGACAGCAGGAACCACCUGGUGGCUGUAAUUUUAACAAGCACACAUUGAAUGAAACGCACAUAAGUUGGGGGUGGGUGGGUUUAUGGUGGUAAAAAGUGAGUUGGCUGGUCAACUUAACCAUGUUAUUUGGGGGGGGGUGUUUAUUUUCUGGUGGAACUAGCAUGUCACUAAAGCAGGCCUUUUGAUAUAUUAAAAAAAACCCUUUAUAAAAAGGCAAAAACAGUUUUAGAUUUUAAUAAUGUUUAUAGGGUUUCUAAGUUGUACAGUUUUUCAGAGUUGCAUGCAUGUAUUUCCCCAGUGCACUCAAAUGGUCCCCUUGCCCGAUUGCUGUGAGGUGGGGGGAUGACAAUGUUGGGUUCAGUCAUUUGUGAUUUUGUACCCUGCUAUCUUUUCUGAGUGCCGAAUCUUCCUUGCCUUUUUGUCAAAAGAUUUCUGAAUAGUUUUUUCCCUUUUUAAUAAAAACAACAGAAAAAUACCCUUAA
Molecule: messenger RNA, 2756 nt
Organism: Monodelphis domestica (gray short-tailed opossum)
Lineage: Eukaryota; Metazoa; Chordata; Mammalia; Didelphimorphia; Didelphidae
Product: glutamine synthetase
Cellular component (GO): cytoplasm
Molecular function (GO): glutamine synthetase activity
Source: RefSeq, a predicted model, not a curated record